Messenger RNA from Poecilia latipinna (sailfin molly), 5988 nucleotides. RefSeq lists its product as uncharacterized. The record is from RefSeq and is a predicted model, not a curated record. Lineage: Eukaryota; Metazoa; Chordata; Actinopteri; Cyprinodontiformes; Poeciliidae. The transcript has 3 exons. Gene Ontology annotation, molecular function: NAD+ poly-ADP-ribosyltransferase activity. Bases 3980 to 5407 code for a protein of 475 amino acids. Gene Ontology annotation, cellular component: cytoplasm.
AAAUAUACUAUAGUUGAAAUUCAACAGGAAAGUUGUGUUUUUCUUAAUUACGAACAUCCGUGACAGGACUUAGGAUUAGUUCAAUGGCUCUUAAACCAGAAAGAAGAAAUGAGACUCACAGAAUGAAGAAGCACUUUUAGGAUCUUCUCAAGUUCGCCACCAUGUUGUCAGUGAUGGAGUCAGAGUCUUAGGCAAGUCCAUCGCAACAGCAGUAGUUGAAAAAACAUCUCCAGCAGCAGGGGUAGAUGAGAUCCAACCUAAAAUGCCAAAGGUUCUGGAUAUUGUGGGUCUGUCAUGGUUGACGUCCUUCUUCAGUGUUUGUGGAGGACAACACCUAUAGUCAAGGGCGGCCGCAGAGGAUGUUCAGGAAGGACUGUGGUUCUCAAAGGAGACUUUGAUCGAUUCUGGAUCAAAGUCAGAAUUAGGAUUAGGAGGAGCACUGUGGUUUUUAUUGUUUUGUUUUAUUAUUAUUUUGCGGGUCUGCAGACUGCUUGCAGCCACAUCUCUUAAGGUACGGUAAUUGACGGGGGGAAAUCCAGUUCUUCUACAAAGAAAAACAAGAGCUGUGUCCACAUUUUGGCACAGAGUCAAGUUUGCUCAGAGUGCAGAGUGGUCUCAAGGGGGGGGGGGGGGCACUUGCCUCGGAUCCUGUUGUAGUGUUGAUGGACAGUGUUCAUGGCAUAAUCCUGGAAAGAAGAACCUCAGAGUGUCAUUUUGCAUUUUGCAGAUAAUAUGGUUCCUUUGGGGUCUUCAAGCCAUGACCUUCGGCAUCUGCUGGAGUGUUGUACAGACCGGUGUGAAGACGCUGGGACAAGAAGGAGCUCCAUUAAGUCUGAACCCAUGGCUCUCGGCUGAAGAAAGGUGGCCUGUCUCUCUCUGUUUCUUCUUCAAGAGGAUAAAAUGAAGUUUCCUGGUGUCAUGUUCACAUGAGCUGGGAUGAUGAAGAUGGAUAAACAGAACAUGGCCACGCCCGCAGUGAUGUGGCAGUUGCUCCAGUUUGUUGAGCUGAAGAAAGAUCUGAAUAAAACUAAAUAAAUAAAGCUCUCAGUUUUAACUGCAGGUCUAAGUUUUGAACCUUCCCUCUGAUCCUGAACUACGGAUUGUGGCGAGAAUAAGAUCCAGCACACAAGCAACAGUAGUGAGAUUCCUCUCUUGGGUAGCUGGGCUCUGCCUCACAGAUAGGAGCAGGAGCUUUGCUGUUUCUGGGGUUGAAAGGAUCUGCAACCAUCUGAUGGAUGGAUGUGAAAAAGGAAAGAAAAACUAACAUAUCUCUUAGCUUCUAUUGAUAAGUAGUAUAAUUUUUUUCAUCCAAUAUAAUUUCACGGACAUCUUGGUUUACACCUGAGCUGCGUUUUGAGCAGUGAGAGCCCAGGUGGAACCUUAUCAAACAAAGCUGAUAACCUGUGCUGCAAUAAAAGAAGCAGUAGAACUGAUCUAUUCCAUUUAAUGAUCUUUUGCAAGUUGUCCAUAACAAUUUAAGUGGGCUGGGGGCAAGUAGUGUUUGAUUAACUGCACUGCUCGGUGCAUGGACGUAUUGCAACAGUGUGCAGGGAAAUAACCCAAAUUUACAACCAGACAUUUCAGUUAUUAGCUGCAGAUGUAAUAUCCUGAUAUUAUCGCACACAGCGAGAGUUGAUAAACUGAGCGUUGAAGCCUAUGCAAGAGUAAUUACCUCAUUAAAACAAGAAUUGGAAGGAAGGAAGCUGUAAUUCACUGCUGAUAGUGGAUCAGGCAGUUCACGCCCAUCUCUCCAACAUCAUUCCAGUAUAGCUUAGAGGCUAAAUAUUGCAUAAGAGUCUGUAAAUGAAUUCAAACUGAACUGGAAAUGGAUUAUUUUUGUUGUGUUUGCUCUUUUUGUGAAUUGGCAAUAUACUGUAUUAUUUAAGUGAAGCCACAGUGAGCUAAGCUGAUUUGUUUUUGUUGCCUGUCGGUGCCUUGUCUUAACUUUGUGUGCUUCAUGGUCAUGUUUCCCUUCUGUUCACACCUUGCCUUCUCUCCCUCCCAUCCCUCUGUUCUCAUUUAGUUCUCUCCCACCAGCUGUUCUUGCUUUUCUCUCCAUCAUCUCAGGUGUGAUGGCAACGUCGGCAAGCUGAGCGCUGACGUGAGCUCGGGGGAGCAGCAGAUGAUUAGAUUGCUGGAGGAAAUGGCAGAACUCAAAAUAGGUGUUGAAGCGCACUGCUUCGAGAACUUUAGUCCAAGGUGGGAGGAAAGAAAAAUGCAUGCUGAGUUUGGUGGAUUUGACGUAAAGCAGCAGGUUAAUAAAAACACCUGCAGCUACAGUGACAAAAACUAUUGAGCGAGGUCUGUAAGCAACUAAAGCUAUAUGUGCUUUGACAUAUUUCAGUGUAUAGUUUUAUAUAUACACUUAUGUAUCCUAAUUAUUUGCAACAUGCAAUUGUAGCAAUGUCACUGUAGCCCAAUUCUGAGUCCUAACAGCAGCUGUGAUGCCCUUGAAACAGCUGUGCAUGUCAUUUUGCUCCAAACCAGAGCAUCACUGCAAUUUUACACUUGACUGUAAUUCAUUUUUUUUUUUUUUUUUCAGAUAAGAUCAUUUUCAAUGCUUCAUAACCUCCCUUGCAUAAACAGCGCAUGGGCAUACUUGAUUUGUUACCUCUCUGAACUGGUGAGGCUGCUGCUGUUUCAAUUAGCAUCACCAGCAGAUCCGUUUUUAAUGUGUUUAUCUUAUUAACAUCAUCUGACCGGAUUAUUGCUGCAGAUAUGUUGACUUGCUGCCAUUUAGCUCAGAGCAACACUUUGCCUAAGUACAGCCCUCAAGACACUGUUUGAGUGGCAGUUCAGUGUGAGUCAUGCAUUAGCCACAUAACAAGCUGACCCCUUCCCGAACACAUGCGGCAACAAGGCUUUCUAGUUCACACGACUCCACUGGUUAGCAUCAUCUCUGACCAGCGUAAUGUUUGGUCACCUCUAGACCAGAGCAUGUCGGCUUUACACUGAAGCUAAUUUAAGUUUUGUUUUGUUUUGUUUUACCUGUUAGUUGACUUCUGGUAAAAACCUGAAUUUGAACACUUGUGUUGGGUUAUUAAAUCAUAAUACCUGUGGUGAUCAUCAACUAAGUGUGAAGGAAGAAGAUGGCUUAUGAAGCAGAGAACAAAAUCUCAAACAAUUUGAACAAUAAAAUGUUAAAAAUGUUUUUUUUUUUUUUUUUUUACUUUACUCUUCAUAUCCCGCUGAUUCUAUAUGAGUCGCCAUGUCUGUCUGGUUCAACGUACAAAUAUUCUCAGUGUACAAAACGCCUGAGCCUGAGUAUAAUCAUUGAGCUCAAAGUGAUUUAUGCUUGUUGUAUAAAUGAAAUGUCAUUAGGUGUUUGCAUCUAGUGCUGGAUUGUCCAGGGGGAAACCACAAUGUGACAGGAUGCAAAAUAUGGGAUUGGUUUCAGUCAUUUAUCCUGGAGAAGAUGUCUUAUCAGCUACACAACAGAGCCUGGACAAAUGCAGUCAGGCAUGACAAAGUCCUCCUAAAUAGCUUUCGUACGAUCCUUUUAUUUUUGAAGACCUAUAUCAGAAAAAGGGUCAAAUCCAGGAUUAAGAUCCAUAAUGUGCGUCAUGUCCUAAUGUUUCCCAUCACUUUAAUGAAUCUGAAGGCCAGUGCAGCAGCCUCCUCACGCACUCCCACAAUGAUUCAGUCAACACUCAGAUCAUUCCACAGGGUGGCACAUCUCUGUGAUGACAGCACAUUAACUCUUGACCAAUGGUCACCCAUGUGCCAUAAAAUAAAUGAAAAUACAGAGAAAGUGGGUCACUGCCAUUACUCCUUGCUCUAACUGACCACAGGGAUGCUACAGGGGCGUGCUUAGCCUGACUCAGCAGAAAAUAAAAACAAUUAAGGUCCUCUCUGAUAUUAGACCCUGCACAUUUUCAAACUGCGGUGUAGGGACAUGGCUGAAACCCACGGUUUCAUUCAGCGUUGUGAUUAGGUGAAUCAUGCUUUCUGCAGGGACAGGUGGGAUAGUUUCAGACGGAUGAUCCAGGCCCGCUGUGGCCAAUCAGAUGGGCUGAACUGCAUCAGGAUCUGCAGCUGCUCAAACAGGCAUAAAACAAAGGUCACAAUGUCAGUUCAGUUCUCUGGAUGGGAGGUGGUGGACGAUGGUGCCUGCUUUCCUGGUGUGACGCUGGCGCCCGCACAGAAGCCUCAGAACAAGGGCAUCUACAAAAUGUUUCAUGGAACCAGCAUUGCCAGUGCACGGGCCAUCAUUGCUGGUGGAUUCCAGCCGUCGUCCAGUGGCAUGCUGGGAAAGGGCGUGUACAUGAGCAGGGAUGUGAAGAAGGCCUCUAACUAUCCCCUUCUCAGUAACUCUAGUGACCGUGUGAUUUUUGAGCUGCGUGUUCGUGUAGGCCGUGUCAAGCGUAUUGACAAGGACAACCAUCCUUUGCAGUACACCUGGAGCAGCCAUGGCUACCACACCGCUUGGGUACCCCCCAACUGUGGUAUGAAAUCUGUGCCCAGCGGCCUGGAGGAGGACUGUGUGUUUGACCCUAAAAGGGUGACAGUUGUGGGCAUCGCAAAAGCACCAACCACCGCAAUAGAAAAGGAGCUUCAGCAGCUUCUCGACAAAUCGUCUAAACAACCCAAGGGAAGAGCUGGUCAGCAUAAAGAUGUUUGUCCCCUGUGCAAGAGGAAGACCCAGCAAGGAGCUCAUCACAUCAAGCAGAAGUGCUGGAAGUGUGGUCAAGACAUCUGCAUUCUCACGUCCAAGCACUUCUGUCAAAGGAAACCGAUGUCACUGCAGUUCUUUGGCUGGGAGGUGACCUAUGACGAUGACUCUCCUCGUCUGGAGCUGGGGGCCUCGCAAGAACCCAAAGACCGGGGCGUCUACACCAUGUACCACGGCACCACUGUUGCCAAUGCGCGUCUCAUCAUUGCCAAUGGCUUUAAGCAGUCAACCAAGGGCAUGCUGGGGAACGGUGUGUAUGUAAGUCGUGACAGAAAGAAGGCAGAACGUUAUCCUCUUAACAUUAACGCUGCAGAUCGCGUGGUGCUGAAGCUGCACGUGCGCGUUGGCCACGUCAAACGCAUAGACAAGGACAACCAUCCAAUGCAGUACACCUGGAGCACGCAAGGCUACGACACAGCUUGGGUACCCCCCAACUGUGGCAUGAAAGCUGUGCCCAGCGGCCUGGAGGAGGACUGUGUGUUUGACCCAAGCAGAAUAACGGUCGUGGACAUUGCUCAGGCUCCAAACACAGACCUGGAGCCACUUAAACAGCUUGUCGCCAACAGUCUCAUAAAGCCCAAAGUUGCAGCUGGCAGUGGGGCUGCUGCAGCUGAUUGUUCACUGUGCAACAGGAAACUACAGCAGAAUUCUGCACAUGUCAAACAAACGUGCUGGGGAUGUGGGCAAAACAUUUGCACACUAAUGACCAAACAUGUCUGUACAGUCAGGAUUUAAGAGGAACUUAAAUCUGAUGGGGUCAAUUCACUUAAUCCAGUGAAGUGCCGGGAAACAAACUGAAUGUAACUUAGGACAAUAGACGUUUCUCAGGAUACCAAUGUUCUUUGGAAACAGCCUGGUUUCUUCUUUUUCUUCCACAAAGAACUGUGAUGUGCCGUAAUGUGCAUCAACUUAAGCCAAACUUUAUGAUAAUUUUACCGCUAUGUUUUAUUAUAUAUGAAAUAGCUUUAAUAGGAUCAUGUGUUGGUGUCAACAGAAGACAAUCUACGAUGAGCAAAAUGUCUUUAUUUCAUAAUUGCAUGUUGUUUGGACUUUACUUAAAAAAAACUGACUUCAUAGCCAUAAUGCAAAAAAAAUCAAAUAAAUGAAAUAAAAUAAUGCAAAUGAAUCAAUAAUUUUGAUUUCAGAUUCAUCAUGCCUUGCAUUCUUCUUCUUCUUCUUCUUCUUUUUACAUUUGUCAGCAACAUCCAAAAAAGGUUCAGUUGGUGCUACUGGAGCCUCACUUAGGUUUUCUGCUAAUUGCAUUACAUGCAAAGCGAUGCAGAUGCAAAAUUCAUGAUGAGGAAGAUGUUAGUUCU